AUGUCAGGAAAAGAUGUUUUAGCGAUGUUACUGACUGGCUUCGGUAAAUCUGUCAUUUACCAAAGCUUCGUUUUCGCGAAGGAUUCCUCUUCCAUCGUUGUUAUUGUUCCUCUUCGGAGUACCAUCGAUGAUCAACUACAGUCAAAUAAUUUUGGCCUGAAAGCAGUUGCUUUCGAGAAGAAACCAGAGUUGAUGAAAGACAUUGCUGCCAACAAAUUUCAAGUGAUUUUUGCUUCUGCGGAACAAGCGCUUUCCAAAGAAUUUAGAGAUUUGCUGAAGGACGAAUCGUCGGAAUUCAGGAAGAAUUUGUCCUUGGUUGUGGUCAACAAAUGUCACACUAUCGAAACCUGGUAAGUUUUUUUAGGGGUAAAACCUGUAAGUCAAUUUCCAUCCGGUGAUCUCUCGUUCUCUUUUGAAAAACAGUUACAUGAAUGCAAAUUUCCACAUGCUAGUUAAGCUUGAGUGAGUGUGAUCGAAUGCAAAAAAGUGAUCUUCAUACCUUACAGCUAGUCCCGCAUUUACAAUAGUUUACUUGUGUUCACAGGGGCAAGAGUAAAAAAUGCGGGAACAAGUUUCUUCAACUGUUUCGAAAGGACUUUGGCUCGCUAUCUACGUUGCGGUCUUUUUGUGCAGGUAUUAUAAAGAAUGUGUGUUUGAUAUGUGAUUGCGCAUGCAUAAUAACUGUAUGGGGCUGUGCGGAAAUGUUAACUUUUAGCUUCUUAAAUGGAGGUAUUCCUGAUAGUUUACACACUUCGUUUACUGUAAAAGCACACUUGCAGAUGUCGCUAGUUUUAAAGUGCUGGGCAACAUAAUCUUUUUGUUGUCACCAUUUUAGAAAUGCAAGCUUAAUCUUUUUAAUAUUUGAGAAAUAAGCCAUAUUUCAAAGAUUGAAAAUAAUUUUAGUCAGAUCUUUGUAAAAAAUCUACUAGCCAACACCUUACAUAUGCAAGUUUUUAUUAUGUGGCAUACAUAAAGGGCAUUCUAUAUUUAGGUAUCCCAUUCUUGGCAUUAACUGGAACAGCUGAUGUUAAGGUGAAGCAAACCAUCAUGAAAGACUUGUCUUUCAAGAAAGACAAAGUUGUUUUGGAUAUCAGUCCUGAACGGAGCAAUAUUCGUUUCACCAUCAUAAAAACAAAAAGACAAAAUCAUCUCCAACAUCUUCAGUGGUUAAUUGACAUGAUUCGAUUGGAAAGGGAAAAUAUGCCCAAAACCAUAAUUUUUUGUACUACAAUGCAAGAUGUGGCCAAAUUGAGUGGUCACCUUCUUGGAAUGCUUGGUGCUGAUGCCUAUGUUAAUGACAAGCCUUGUGUGCCAGCGAACCGACUGCUUGGAAUCUAUCAUUCCAUGACUUGGCCAACGUACAAGGUUAGAGUAACUGAUUCCUUCAAGCAAGAUAGUGGCUGUGUUAAGGUUGUGGUUGCAACCUCUGCGUUAAGUAUGGGGGUCAACUUCCCAGAUGUAAAAUUUGUCAUACACAUUGGUCCUGCACGGAGUACAGUCGAUCACAUUCAGGAAGCAGGACAGGCAGGUCGUAAUGGAAAACCUGCACACAAUGUGAUCGUUUAUCACGGCAAUCAACUCUCACAAUGUGAUAAGGCAGUCAAAACGUUCUGUAAGACAGACACUUGCAUACACAAGGCCUUAUUUGAAGAGUAUGCUGCUGUGGAAAGUUUAACAUGUCUGUAUGACUGCUGUAGCGACUGUGAGAAGAAGUGUUUAUGUGGCGGGGGUGAGUGCAAGCGAGAGGCAUUUCCUUUGCAAUCAAAGUGCACUAUUACAACCCAGAGAACUGUAAAUGCUGAGGAUCGCAAUGUUCUGCAUGAAGCCUUAACUGAGUUGCAGAGCAAUUUGAAUGGUCCCACAUUGUCAUUGUUUGGAUCUUCUAGUGCUCAUGGAUUUUCCACUGAGCUUAUCAAGAGCUUGUGGCAGAAGCUUCCUCGAUAUUUUCAGUUUCUGACAUUUUAA
This is a messenger RNA of Porites lobata, 1965 nucleotides long. The record is from the annotation of a GenBank genome assembly. Lineage: Eukaryota; Metazoa; Cnidaria; Anthozoa; Scleractinia; Poritidae.